Messenger RNA from Caenorhabditis auriculariae, 6078 nucleotides. The record is from the annotation of a GenBank genome assembly. NCBI's taxonomy places the organism in Eukaryota, Metazoa, Nematoda, Chromadorea, Rhabditida, Rhabditidae.
AUGAAUAAACAAAAACGUGGAGGUAUAGUUUCUUCUCUUUCUCUCACUUUUGGGUUUCAGACUUUUUUUUUCUCACAAGAAAAAAAAAACGAGGGUUUUCUUUUGAUUUCGUGGGGAGGAGACAUCAAAUUUCGUUUCUUUUGCAUGAAACUUGGAAAAAGUUCAGAUACUAUUAGAAUUUUUGGUCUUUCAUACUCCACUUAAUUACUUUUUAAUUCAGUAUUUCUCAGUAUGAAAAAGAAGCCACAAAGAUUUGAAUUUGUCUUAACUCUUUUCUCCGAAUAAUUCCUUUUAUUUUCUUUCCGCCGUUUCUAUGGCGAAGGAAAACAUUUUUUUUUCCUUGCGACAAGACGCAUUGAAAGCUUUUUGUUCGUUGCUAUGCUUUAUAUUGAAACCUCAAAAGUCUGGACAGACUUUCUUGUUCUGUUUUCUGGUUUUAGAUCUUUUCAGAUCAAUUCUUUUUAAACGAGAAACUGUUAUUUGUCAAAUUUUAACUACAUUUACAGAUGAUACGCGAGAUAAACCCGAUCUGGCAAGCUUUGCUCGCCGCUACGUUCACUUGGGGCGUUACGGCGCUCGGCGCUUCACUAGUUUUUGUGAUGAAACAUCAAAGCAAAAAAAGCUUCUUGGUUCGUUUUUUUCGGUUUUAAAUACAUUUUUUUAUGUAUUUUUCUCAAAGCUUUUUUUAGUAAACUGAAAAAUUCGAUUUUGGUUUAGCUUCCUAUAUUCGAAAAGUUCAGAAAUCUCGCUCAUUUAUUUCGCUUCGUUUUUUUUAAAUAAAAUAAGCCAAUUUAAGUAUCAGAAUUAAUAUUUUUUGAAUUGAAAAAGUCGCUCAUUUUAUUUUUAUUUUUAUACUGUUUAAAAAUUUUCUAUUUUUUUGUUGUAUAUCAUUUUGAAAAAUAGUCUAAUUUUUAUUUGAAUGCAAAUAAUCUAGAUUUUUUUGCGACGGUGUCGAUUUUGACUUUAAGAAUUUACGGAAAUUAAAUAUAAUUACACAAGGCUCCCACCUAAUUUCAUAUCGGGCUCUUUUCCGCUCAACUAUAUCUAUUCUAUACAAUGUAUAUUUGUUUUUGAGCAAAAUAAAUGAAAAAAACUUUCCUGACCGGCGUUUUUUUCGUUGGAAAAGAAACAAAUUAAAAAAAAAAGAAUGUUACUUCAAAAUUUAUAUCCUCUAUAGGGUUAAUACGAGUUAAAUAUUGAUUGUGAGUUCAAGAACUGCUAAUUUCCUGAAAUAAUUUUCUUGGGAUCGGAAAUUUAUUGGUUUUUAAAUUUUCCAAACAGCCUAAAAUUUGAUGAGCACGUAUAAUUCAUCCAUAGGCAACAUUAGAACUAUAAUUCAGGUCGAUUUAAUGUUUUUCGAAUUGUUUUAUGACGCAAUUUCUACGAUUAUACGUUGAUUUAUCGACAAAUCGGAGCCAGGAAAAAAUAUAGACAAUGAUACUUUAAUAUACAAGCUCGAUAAGUAUUUUGGAUACCUUUUCAGCGGCUUAGAAAACCACCUGAAUCAAUAGGGGGCACGAAAGUGAUAAAAAAAACACCCUGUUAGCCCAUGUACGAAAUUGGAUAUUUUCACAAUAUUGCUUUUCACCGCUUCUAUAUUCAUGAUUAUGACGUUUGUAGACGUGAGUUUGGGGUUCGCGGCUGGCGUGAUGACGGCAGCGUCGUUCUGGUCGUUGCUGGCGCCGGCGAUCGAAAUCGCCGAGGUCGACCACAAAUCCCUAGCUUUCCUUCCUGUUGCUCUGGGGUUCGCCGUAGGAGCCGCUUUCGUCCACUUUGCUGAUCGGUUACUCCCUGCGUGAGUUUUUCUCAAUUUUUCAUUCAAAUCGAAGGCUCAAAGUAACGAUGAUUUCUGAAUAUCCAAAACUAAAUCAUUUUUCCCCUUUCAGACAGUCAUUUAUAGUUUGCCCGAAUCUGUAUCCAAGCUUAUUCAGAUCAUUUUUAUCAUUUUAUCCUUUUCAGAACUCUUUGAGCUCACAGUAGGACUUCUGAAUGAGGCUAACUGCCAUUUUUUAACGAUUAUCACGAAAUGGCUCCUGAUGGUUGUGAAAUUCAUCUGGUGAAUUUUUAUUAGAAGUAACUGAAAGCUAAGACCAAUUUGAUACGAAAUCAUUGAUUACUUUGAGCCUCCUUACAUUUGAGAAAAGAAAAAUGAAAAACAUGAUACAUUUCUCUACAAAAUGGCAAAAAAUUGUUUUCUUCCAAAAAGUGCUUGAGCGAUUUCAAAGUGAAGGAAAAAUCGCGAAAAAAGCCGUGAAAAGAUAGCCGAAUACAAAUGAGCUGCAGGGAGAAUCGUCGACAAGAAAUAAAGGUCGCGAAUUUCGCCAGGGUGUGCUAAAGUUUGUUUUUAAAAUGCGCUCCACGCAGAGGUGGAAGAAAUGAAGGGCCCUCCCGGGCGCAACAUGCCCGCCUCAGCCAUCAGGCCCCUGAGAUGAAAUGAGCCGCGUCAUUAUGUUUCGAUGGCGUGUAAUACCACGUGGCAAACGUUGGGCGAAAAUUGUCAUUUAUAUUAAUUUUUUCAUUUAAUCUUAGUAUUCGCAAUUUUUGACUAUCUUUUUAAAUGUUUGGUGGUUAUGAUGUCCAGUUAAAACUUCUAUGUGGAGUGUGGUCAUAUUUGUUCUUGCUUUAGGCGAAAAGUUUCAGAUUUAUGGUUAGGGAUCCGCUGAGAGAAGAAAUUUCCGCCGCUACAAAAUCAGAAUUUUCAAAUAACCUUUAAUUUAGAAGCUUCGAAAACAACGAUUUUGAAAAUUUUUGAAAAUACUAAUUUUUUCGCGUAUUUUUUCUUCCAAUGGCGUUUUUUGCCAUCGCGGCUUUGGCCCCGGGCACCCUGGGCAGCGACUUAUUAAGAAAUGACAUGGCGGCCUACGUCGGUUUUGAAAUGUAAACGUUUAAAAACGCUUAGGGGCGCCAUUUCUCCACCUCUGGGUCCACGGAACAACGCCGGAAAUUUGAAAAAUUGUAUUUCAUUUAUUUUUUUAAUGUUUUUUUGGAACUGUUAAUUAUCAAACUCUCUUGUAUAUUCUAUUUCAGCUUCUUUAUAAUGUAAAAUCUACUUUGAAAUUAUUGCUGAGUCUUCUUUAGAACAGAUCCAUAUUAAUAAUUUUUUCAUUUUUCUGCUAUUCAAUCGUUUGGGAGGCUUGUCACAAGAAAUUCGUUUCUUUCCCGAAAUAAGUAAAUAAAUGUGUGUCUCUCGCAAAAAAGACCCUAUAUGAUCUAGGUUAGACACAGAAACAUGAUUCUGAAUCUUUUUUUCUCGAUAAACUCUUUGUUUUGAAUCUUCCUAUAUAAAGUAGGUAGUUGGUUCAUGAUUGAAACAUAAAGAAAUAGGAAAAAAUGUUAAUAGAUGUUUUAUAAACCGAAAAAAAUGGGCGGAAAGGGAUUCAGCGGAUAGUUGGCCGUCGGAAAGUUCCCUAGCGAUACGAAAAAAUAGGAAAAGUCGCCUUUUGAAAUUUCGCCGACUUUUUUUUCAUAGCAUCAUUUUUUUUCGUUGGCUCUACAGCGGGACGGCGCGAUUUUCGCAGCUUUUUCAUCAUGUACCCCAUUUUCAGCUGUAUAACUGGCGAAGACGCGGUAGCAGAGCUGUUGAAGCCGUCGCCGUCGGCGUCGCGUGACACUGAGAUGUCGCUGAUGUCGCACGAACGACGCGAAGACCUGGACGUCGCGGCACUCGCACGGUACGGUUUGAGUGACGCGACUGACGGAGGGCCGGCGCGCCGACGCAAACGGCUCGUCGACCCGAGGUGAGGAGAGACCGCACUCGCCCAUCAUCAUACUCAACAACAACAUCAGAAAAAACUUCGUUGUCGUCUUCCACCCCCACCGGCCUCUGUUCCUCCUAUUUUCGUCUUUUCUUGUCUUUUCUAUGUCCUCGUCAUUUUUUUUUCGUAGACGGUAUAUUAAAAAGGGCAGAGGCUGUAGGCGAAAUUUUCUCUGAAAAGGCUCAAAAGACGAAUUUCAAUAAAUUGAUGAAAUUGGGACAGGUUACUCUCUAGAAUUUUCUGAAACAACAUCAAGAAGUGAAUUUUAUGCCUCUGAAAUUUCUCUCUUCCGCUUUUUUUUGCGAAUCUCUGCUCAUUUCUGAUCAGAAGGCACUAGAGAAAAUCUCGCACCCGAAAAAAGGUCGAUAUUAUUUUUCAAAUGCGUCAAAACUUCAGAAACUUUGAAUUUAUAAUCAAUUUGAAGCUUUUAAAGACGGCAUUAAAAGAGCGUACCUACAAAUGCUUUUCAACUUCUUUUUAUUUUUGAUCGGCUUGCUUCGUGUUAACACUGCCAGUAGGAAAUUCAUGUUUGUUUUUUCAAAAAAUCGAAAUCUCAAAAUCAAGACAUUUUGAUUUUCAAAAAAUUAGAAAAUUAGGUUCAAAUUUUUGAAAAUCUUUGAUGCUUGUUUGAAAUAUUUUUUUGUUUUGUGCCGUAUUUUUUGUUCGCGUUUUUUUUUCGGAAAAAAAAAACAGGGCUGGUGCAGGUGAAAGGCUUCGGAAUGUUGAUAAGUGUUGUUAUCUUUUGAAAAAAAAAAAAUUGAAGCUUGAAUCCAGGAAGAUUCAAAUUUUGAGUGCGCUUUUUCCUUGUUUGCUUUGACUUCAUACCUUCUUCGAGAAAAAACUCGAAAUUUCUUCUCCCUUUUCCUUACUUUGCAUGUUUUUGUAUGCAGUGUGUGGCUUUCAAUAUAUUUCUAAAACAUUCAGUCCGGUAAAUGAAGAGGAACGACAUUUGAGCUCGGAAACCAGUCAUCAUGGGAAACCGGACGUUGUUCAGGUGGAUAGAUUCAAGAAAAUAUUUCGAAAUACUUUUUAGACGAAAGAUUUAGAAUUUCGAAACUUGGUUGGGCUUAGUUCGAAACUAUACUAAAAAGGAAAGUCAUUUUGCUUUGAGGUUAGAGUUUUCCUUCGAAAUGUCCAUAACUCUCCGUGAUGUACCACGAGUAGGUUUUGAAAGUCUCAGCCUGCACAACUUCUUUGUUUCGGAAAAAUUCAAGGCUCAAAGUCCAAAGUCCUGUUCAUCCGAGUUUUGAGGGUUUUCUUUGACUUGGAGGUGUCCUUCGAAAGCUAGGAAAUUAUGCAGGUUGAGACUCAUCUGUUACAUCACGGAACUAUCCAAAUAAUUUCCAGAAAAUUCUGAACCACAAAGUAAAAUUACCUUCCUUGUAAGUCCUUGUAUUUACCUUUUCAAAUAAAUUAUCGAAAUGUACUUUUUCAAAUUUUUGUUGAGAGAGAUUUUGAAAUUAUUUUUUCCAGGGGACAACACUGGAUGACAUGCGAACUUCGUGGCGCCGAAUUUUGCUUCUUAUUCUGGCUGUGACGGUUCAUAAUAUUCCAGAGGUUUGAUAUAGCUCAAAUCGAGUAAUCCCAACUUUAUCAUCUCAGGGUCUGGCGGUUGGUGUCGGCUUCGGCUCCGUGGGCCGAACUCCGUCCGCCACUUUUGAAUCGGCCUUCAAUUUAGCGAUUGGAAUCGGACUUCAGAAUUUUCCGGAAGGUUAAGAAAAUUAUUUGUUCAUUGCUCACCCUCCAUCUUCAGGUCUUGCCGUGUCCCUCCCAUUGGCUGCUUUUGGGCAUUCAAAGCUCAAGGUGAGAAAAAAAAAUUGGGUUUAAAGUACAAAACUAUGCGUUUGAAGCGGCUGAGAAAAAUAUUGAGGAGAAAAUUACAGGAUUGCCUCCCUCCCGGUUACAGUUUUUCGAUAAUAAUUUAUUUUAUAAAAUGUCGGGAAAGUUGAAUGAAUCAAUAUUUAAGAAAAAAUUUGGAACUACUUUUUUCUACAUUUUUUUGUUACAAUAAACUGGAGUUAAAUGUGGUCGUAGCCCACGUAUUUUUACAAAUCUUUCAAAGAGAUAAUAUUUUUAGGCGUUCUGGUACGGACAGCUGUCGGGAAUGGUCGAGCCGAUAGCCGCGCUGCUAGGAGCGGCGGCCGUCAUCUUCAUGGAGCCGGUGCUGCCGUACGCCCUGGCCUUCGCGGCAGGCGCCAUGAUCUACGUCGUUGUGGACGACAUCAUUCCGGAGGCGCAGCGCAACGGAAACGGGAAAUUGGCCUCGAUUGGCUGCAUCGUCGGGUUCCUCGUCAUGAUGUGCAUGGACGUCGGAUUGGGAUAA